AUGUUCUCUCAUAGAUCCACUGCCACUUCCAUCCAGCCUAAACUCAAAAACAUAAGCAUUGAGUGGUCUCACUCAAUGAAGUAUCUCGGCGUCCACGUGGAUAAAAAACUUAACUUCUCAAAACACGUCACCACCGCAGUCAAUACGGCAAAAUCUGUUAAACACUCACUAUACCCUUUACUAUCCAGCCCUAGUCUCACCAUCAACACCAAAUGCUUUAUAUACAAAACCUACAUCCGCCCCAUAGCCACAUAUGCCUCUCACAUCUGGGCCUCCAACCUAUCAGCCAGCAGCUGGUCAAAGCUUGAAAGUCUUCAAUCAACCUCUCUCCGCCAAAUUUCUGACCAACUGUGGUCCGUCAACAACAAGGCAAUCCGCCACUCCACUAACAUCCUACCCAUCAAGGACCAUAUAAAUCAACUCACCAACUCCGUCAAAACUCAAAUCAUCAACUCUCCACACAACCAUAUCUCCGAAAUCAGCACAAGAAGACCAACCUCCCAACUUUUCAUAAAACGACCAAUCAACUUCUAA
Macrosiphum euphorbiae (potato aphid) is the source of this 534-nucleotide messenger RNA. The record is from the annotation of a GenBank genome assembly. NCBI's taxonomy places the organism in Eukaryota, Metazoa, Arthropoda, Insecta, Hemiptera, Aphididae.